CUUCAAGUGCUCGCAACCUCUAUCAGUGGACGAUACCCCUGAAGCGUUGUCCUUUUUAACGUGCAUCUUAUGUCUGUGUUCACGUUUCUAUCUCGUUCCCUUCCCCCGUUGAUUAACAUACCUGGAGUGACAUCUACUCUUUGUAUCAGUCAAAAGCUUCUGCGGUUGUAUGGUCUCAUCUUUUCUGACUCCACCGGUGUAUAUGCAUUUGGACCUGAAGUACUUCGAUCUCUGCGAAAGCUGGAAAGUUUAGUUGACAAUUACAUGUUGCAGCUAGGAGCUCAGCGUGUUUUGCUUCCAACUCUGGGUCCGAGACAUAUUUGGGAAAAGUCUGGUCGAUGGUCUACUAUGCAGAGUAGCUUAUUCAGAUUCAAAGACAGGUUAUCUCAUGAGUACUGUUUGCAGCCAACCCAUGAAGAAUGUAUAACCAAUUUCGUUGCCUGUCUAAAUCUAUCAUAUAAGUCCCUCCCUGUUUUGGUGUAUCAAAUAACCAGCAAAUUUCGAGAUGAACCUCACCCGAAACAUGGUCUGGUCAGGGGACGUGAGUUUGUAAUGCAAGACCUUUACACAUUUGAUGCUUCUGCCGAGACGGCUGAGGAAACGUAUAGACAUGUAAAGACUGCAUAUUCGGAAUUGUUGGCUAACCUUGGGUUACCGUACCUAGUUGCAUGUGCAGAUCCAGGAAAUGUUGGUGGUCUCAUUUCAGAGGAAUUUCACGUUCAAGCUGAUGUAGGAGAAGACCGAAUAUUAGCGUGCUCAAAAUGCUCCCUGAAAUUCAAUUCAGAAUUCAAAGGUGAAGUUACCAGCUCACUGUGUUCUUUACAAUCUUGCCCAAAAGUAUUCAAUGAAGUUCAAGGUAUAGAGGUCGCCCACUGUUUCCUAUUGGGUGAACGAUAUUCAAAGUGCUUUAAUGCCACUUAUCGAUCCCCUUCAGGUUCGAAACUUAUGUUCAUGGGGUGCUAUGGUCUUGGAAUAUCACGUUUACUCGCCGUCUGCAUCGAACACUUGACAAGAGUUGCAUUUCCUGACAAAUCUAAAGAUCAGAUCACACAGCUUCGAUGGCCUGUUCGAAUCGCACCAUACAGCGGAUCAAUAGUUCUACAGAAGGAAACGGCCAAGGAUAGUGUGAAUCCAGAUGAGCUGAAAUACAUUCUCGAUACCAUUCAAAGUGAUUCCAUCAACUUCAAGUUAUCUGGUGACAUUUUGGUGGAUGAUCGCAAAGAAUUAAGCUUGGGUAGAAAAAUUCUGGAUCAAAGCCGCUUGGGAAUACCCUGGAUACUUAUUGUAAAGCCUUCUGCUAGGUUUCCCCCUUCCCAUUGGUGUUACAUACAAACGUAUACUACAAAAGGAACUCUAGGUGAAUAACUCGAUUACUAGGCGCAUCAUGACGUACAGUAGUAACCGAUCAAUCGUACUAAUGAAUCUGCUUUUAAGCAAAGCUGCAUACAUACUGAGUGGAGUCAGUUAUAAGUUAUUCAAUUAUUAAUUUUUACUUUAAAAAUUUUUAGAGUCAGAGAGAUGGCAGAUAUGAAUUGAUUGAUGUUUAUAAAGACAGAUCAUGUGUAGCUACUCUAGAACAAGCCAGAUCUGCAUUCAGUAACCCUGCAGUAUUUGAUGCAUCAUCUCUCCCUUCUUGGGAUCACCGACACAAUGAGCGCAAUAUAAAUGGAAACAAACUCAUUUAACUUGGUUAGCGCAUACAAAACAAGUUAUUUAAAUUUAAAAACUGUAAUAUAAUUUAAAACUAAAGAAAUAUGUACAAUAAAAACUUGUUUGAUAAUCCA
Schistosoma spindalis is the source of this 1784-nucleotide messenger RNA. Lineage: Eukaryota; Metazoa; Platyhelminthes; Trematoda; Strigeidida; Schistosomatidae. The record is from the annotation of a GenBank genome assembly.